Molecule: messenger RNA, 4170 nt
Organism: Nannospalax galili (Upper Galilee mountains blind mole rat)
Lineage: Eukaryota; Metazoa; Chordata; Mammalia; Rodentia; Spalacidae
Gene: Lars2
Product: leucyl-tRNA synthetase 2, mitochondrial
Exons: 21
Coding region: 303-3017 (904 amino acids)
Biological process (GO): mitochondrial translation; leucyl-tRNA aminoacylation
Cellular component (GO): mitochondrion
Molecular function (GO): aminoacyl-tRNA deacylase activity; leucine-tRNA ligase activity; ATP binding
Source: RefSeq, a predicted model, not a curated record
GAUCCGGCUCAGGCGUCCUGCACCUCUUCCCCGCCUCCGCCCCGCCUGUCUGUGUCCGUGGCCUCUGCUUCCUAUAAAGUUGUUGUUUUGCCAACAUGGCGGCGCCCAUGGUGAACCAGGCGGAGAGGAACCGCAGGCCGGAGCCUGAAAACAGGGAAUGAUCAUCAAAGGAGGAAGAGAAGGAAAGUGACCAGGCAGCCAAAGCUGGACUGUGCCAGUCAGAAAGAAGAGCCUGAGAGGGCUUUAGGCUGGUCAUAGUGUGCUCUCUGCCCUCUUUCAAGGGCCUUCCCUCCUUCUGAAGAAUGACAUCAACUUGGCGGAGACUGGGUUUUUAUGCCUCUCUUCUGAAAAGGCAGCUAAAUGGUGGGCCACCUGUCAUCCAGUGGGAAAGAAGAAGAGUAUUUCCAGGAUGUGCAAGAAGUAUUUACAGUGCAACAGGGGAGUGGACAGAGGAGUACACACUGCAGACAAGAAAGGAUGUGGAGAAAUGGUGGCAUCAACAAAUAAAAGAGCAGGCAUCCAAAAUUUCAGAACAAGAUAAAUCAAAGCCCAAGUUUUAUGUGCUCUCCAUGUUCCCGUACCCUUCUGGCAAGCUGCACAUGGGCCACAUACGUAUCUACACCCUCAGCGACACCAUUGCACGGUUCCAGAAGAUGCGAGGCAUGCAGGUCAUCAACCCCAUGGGGUGGGAUGCAUUUGGAUUGCCUGCUGAAAAUGCUGCCAUAGAGAGGAAUUUGCAUCCAGAAAGCUGGACUCAAAGCAAUAUUAAGCACAUGAGGAAACAGCUUGAUCGCCUCGGCCUCUGCUUCAGCUGGGACAGGGAAGUCACUACGUGUUUGCCAGAUUACUACAAAUGGACUCAAUACCUGUUUAUCAAACUCUACGAAGCUGGACUGGCCUAUCAAAAGGAAGCCUUGGUUAACUGGGACCCAGUGGAUGAAACGGUGCUGGCCAAUGAGCAAGUGAAUGAGUACGGCUAUUCGUGGCGUUCUGGAGCAAAAGUGGAACAGAAGUACCUCCGACAGUGGUUCAUUAAGACAACUGCAUACGCAAAGGCCAUGCAGGAUGCACUGGCAGAUCUUCCGGAGUGGUACGGAAUAAAGGGCAUGCAGGCCCACUGGAUCGGGGAGUGUGUGGGCUGCCACCUGGACUUCACAUUAAAGGUUAAUGGGCAGGACACGGGAGAGAAGCUGACAGCCUACACAGCCACCCCUGAGGCCAUUUACGGUGCCUCCCAUGUGGCCAUCACUCCCAGCCACAGGCUCCUGCACGGCUGCAGCUCUCUGAAGGAAGCCUUGCAGAAGACGCUGGUUCCUGGCAGAGACUGCCUCACGUCAGUGAUGGCUGUGAACAUGCUCACCCUGCGGGAAGUCCCUGUCGUCAUCAUGGCCAAGGCUGACUUGGAAGGCUCUCUGGAUUCAAAAAUAGGAAUCCCCAACACCAACUCAGAGGACAGCAAGCUAGCUCAAGCCUUGGACCUGCCCUACUCUGAAGUCAUUGAAACCUCACCAGAUGGCACAGAGAGGCUGAGUGAAUCUGCUGAGUUCACAGGUAUGACCCGGCAGGAAGCCUUUCUAGCCCUAACUCAGAAAGCCCGGAGGAUGAGAGUAGGUGGAUACGUGACCAGUGACAAGCUAAAGGACUGGCUGAUAUCGAGGCAGCGCUACUGGGGCACACCAAUCCCCAUUGUCCACUGCCCAGCCUGUGGCUCCAUGCCAGUGCCCCUAGAGGACUUGCCUGUGACCUUGCCCAGCAUCACAUCUCUCACUGGCAAGGGAGGCUCCCCUCUGGCCUCAGCUUUGGAGUGGGUGAACUGCCCCUGCCCAAGGUGCAAGGGAUCAGCCAAGAGAGAGACGGACACCAUGGACACCUUUGUAGAUUCUGCAUGGUACUACCUCAGAUACACCGACCCUCACAAUCCUUGUAGUCCUUUCAGCUCAGAGCUGGCAGACUUCUGGAUGCCUGUGGAUCUGUACAUUGGAGGGAAAGAGCAUGCCGUCAUGCACUUGUUCUAUGCGAGAUUCUUUAACCACUUUUGCCACGAUCAAAAAAUGGUGAAGCACAGGGAGCCUUUCUAUAAGCUGCUGGCCCACGGCCUCAUCAAGGGGCAGACAUUCCGCCUGCCAUCUGGUCAAUGUCUGCAGAGGGAGGAUGUGGACUUCACAGGUCCUGUUCCUGUUCAUGCAAAAACAAAAGAUAAGUUAGAGGUGACAUGGGAGAAGAUGAGCAAGUCCAAGCACAAUGGGGUAGACCCAGAGGAGGUUGUGGCACAGUAUGGGAUUGACACAGUCCGGCUCUACAUCCUCUUCGCAGCCCCUCCCGAGAAGGACAUCUUGUGGGAUGUAAAGACCGAUGCACUCCCUGGAGUGCUCAGAUGGCAGCAGCGGCUGUGGUCCCUGGUAACGAGAUUCAUCAAGGCUAGGACUUCUGGGACAGCCCCCCAACCUCAGCUACUGAGCAACAAGGAGAAAGCUGAGGCCUGCAGCCUCUGGAAGUACAAGAAUUCAGUCAUCACUCAGGUGACCACCCAUUUCACAGAGGACUUCGCACUGAAUUCCGUUGUUUCUCAGCUGAUGGGACUCAGCGGCACCCUCCUGCAAGCCUCUCAGAAGGUCGUUCUCCACAGCCCCGAGUUCGAGGAUGCUCUGUGUACCCUGCUGGUGAUGACUGCCCCAAUGGCCCCGCACAUAACCUCGGAACUCUGGGCAGGCCUGGCGCUGGUACCAAGCAAGCUCUGUAGCCACUAUAUCUGGGAAAAAGGUGUGAUGCUUCAGACCUGGCCUACUGUGGAUCCACAGUUCCUUCAGCAGCCGGAUGUGGUGCAGAUGGCCGUUCUGAUCAAUAACAAGGCCUGUGGCAAGAUCUCCGUGCCCCAGCAAAUUGCCCGGGAUCAGGACAAAGUCCAUGAACUUGUUCUCCAGAGUGAGCUGGGCGCCAAGCUGUUGCAGGGACGAAGCAUCAAGAAGGCCUUCCUCUCCCCCAGGACUGCCCUCAUCAACUUCCUGGUGCAGGAGUAACCAAGGGGCAUCCCUGGUUUGAGGAGCCUCUUUGCCCAGAUUGAGGGAAGGAAUGUUAGCUAAGGGAAAGGGAAAAGAAAGAUAUCACAGAUGUUGGCUUUUGUGCAGACUAGAAGCAGCAGGAGCCUGUGUGCCCGGACCAGAAUGGAUGUGGGCAAGGGGAGUGAGGGAGCAAGGGUCAUGAAUCUGGCCCGUGCCCAUCCACCCCUACUCUUGGACUCCAAAUGAAACCUCCAGAGAUAUUGCAAGGAGGAGAUGGGAAGCAGCCUUAUGCUUUUGCUCCUAGCCAUGGUGCUGCCUUGGAUGCUUCUCUGGACUCAUGCAGACCCAAGGGACCACCUGGGCUCAGGAGCUGCACAGCCAUCACAUGGGAACCAUAACCAAGCCUCCAGGUGGUGGUUGGCUAGGCUCUUGGUCUACAGGAUAGAUGAGACCAUUUCAUGUUCAGUGUCCAGCAUAUGGAACUGAAUAGGAGCAUUGCAGCCUCUUGAAGUUGCUCUGCACAUGUCUUAUAGCACCCUUCAGCUAUGUCACAAAGGCUUCUCCCUUCCUCCCAACUGGGUGGCCUAUCUUGAUGUUGACGCACUUGCUCUGGGGUAGGGCUCUACUUCUGGACCUGAACAGAAGGGCUGCAUCAUAGCCAUGGCCUCAGUGUGUAGAGUAUGCUGUGUGGUGAGUGGAACCAUGCCCUGGGCUGCUGGUCCCCACCCAGAGCCCAGCAGGGGUUUGAGCCACAGAUGGCUCACAUGGGUCCCAGAUGGUAACACCACCAUCAUCCAGGUUCAGCCCCCAUAGUAUCACCAGCAAGAGCAAGUUCACCAAAGAGGAGCAGAACGGUUGCUUCCUGGGUGUCACCUCCUGUGUUCAAGCUGCUGCGGUCUAGCUGCUGGGGAGCAGCCCUGAGUGGAGCUAUAUCACCAGGGAAUUAGGCAGUGCUGGUUUUAUGUGGGGUCAGUAGUGAGGUGCUCUUGCAGACCUGUUCUGAGCCAAUGAUUAAUGCUUAAUAGGGGUGGGGGGACCCAGCUGUUUCAGAAUGCUGAAGCUCUGUGUCUGUAAUCUGAUGUCACCCUGAAGGAGCUGUGAUGUGGUCCGCUGCCAUUCAGCAGCUGUCAGAUGCCUUCUUUGUGUAAUAAAUGUGUAUUACUUUGGGACA